Plasmodium gallinaceum is the source of this 387-nucleotide messenger RNA. RefSeq names its product conserved Plasmodium protein, unknown function. The transcript has a single exon. The record is from RefSeq and is a predicted model, not a curated record. NCBI's taxonomy places the organism in Eukaryota, Apicomplexa, Aconoidasida, Haemosporida, Plasmodiidae. Bases 1 to 387 code for a protein of 128 amino acids.
AUGAUUUGUAUAUUUUACCAUUUAAUAAUAUUUCUCGUGGGUUAUUUAUUACCAAUUGGGCUUUCUUUUCAUGGAUGGAAUAAUAAGAAAUAUGAUAUGGUAGAAUAUUAUCUAAAAUAUAUUUUUUUUUUUGUUAUUUUUGAAAAUAUGAUAACACCAUUAGUAGGAACAAUUAUUUAUAAAAUUAAUUCAUCUGUGUGGUGCUUUUUACACUUAUCUAUUUAUAUUAUUUUAAUUACUCCAAAAUUUAAUUAUUUAUAUUUAAUAUAUGAGACAGUUAGUAAAGUUACUAACCAGAAUAAUUUAACUUCAUUAUGGAAUAAUUAUUUAGUCAAACCUUUAAACGAUAAAAUUAACAAAGUUAUAAAAAAAGUGAAAAAUAUAUAA